This is a messenger RNA of Cyprinodon variegatus (sheepshead minnow), 2493 nucleotides long. It is a transcript of the gene dcst2, whose product is annotated as DC-STAMP domain-containing protein 2-like. The record is from RefSeq and is a predicted model, not a curated record. The coding region runs from base 1 to 2379 and encodes 792 amino acids. The transcript is spliced from 15 exons. Gene Ontology annotation, cellular component: membrane. NCBI's taxonomy places the organism in Eukaryota, Metazoa, Chordata, Actinopteri, Cyprinodontiformes, Cyprinodontidae.
AUGAAUAACCUCCACAUCUUUUUCUUCUUCAGGUCAGGUUGGCCUUCUCGCCCUCGCAGAAAGAGGAAACUCCGGGUCCACCUGGUCAGAGCGGGUCGCAGCCUGGCGGCGUUUCUCUCUGGUCUUCUGCUGGCGUCUCUUUAUGGACUCAUGCGCCUCAUGCUGCAGAAACAACAGCUGUGGUUCUGUGUCUACUCCACAGUGGUUUUGGCCGGGCUGAUGGGGUUCGGGAUGGGCUUGUCAGCAGGUGUCCGGGCCAGCAUCAUGGUCAUGCUGCCCUCCAUGUUCUCAGCCCGCGGCCGGAACUUCAUCCUGCUCCUGUAUGUGUCGGUUCUGCUGUCCGGACCUCUGAAGAACACGCUGGAAAACACCGAACGGGCCGCCUCCAGCCUGCUGUGCGGCGGCGAGCUGGCAGCCAAUCAGACGAAGGAGCUGAUGCAGAGAGCGGCCACACCUCUCUACUCCGCGUUGGAGGAAAUCAGAGAGAUCAGCAGCAACGCCUACGCCCUCGCAGGAAGAGUCCAGAACUUCAUCCAUGCCCUGACAGACAGCGUCCGCCAUGUUGCUCGCACCCUGAAGAACGUCCUCCACUUCCUGGUGGACAUCGGAGACAUCUGUAACGACAAGAUGGGCGCUCCAUACAGGAAGUGUCGGGACGUGUUUGCCCAGGCCCGGGGCGACUGCACCGCCCUGCUCGGGGAGUUCAGCUUCCUGUGUGACAUCGUGGACGGCUUCCUGCCUCUCUGCAACCUCGCUCGUGCUGGGGAGCUCUUCUGUGUCAUCCCAUCCUACGUGGCCGCCCACCUGAAGCAGCGUCUGGCAGAGCCCACAGUCGCUGCGUUCAAAAAGAUGAUGCGGGAGUUUGACUUCAACAUUUCCGCCUCCAUGAGCUCCGACCUGGAAGCCAACAGCAGCCGCUCUCUGCAGCAGGCGUCCCAGGAGAUCAUGGAGGAGAUUUCCUCGGACCUGCUGAUUUUUCAGAAGCUGAGUGGACCUCUGACGUACUGGAGCCUGGUUCUGCUGGGCUGGUCCUUCAUAAGGGCGGUGAUGUACAGACGCAGGUACCUCAAGGACCUCCAUUUUGACAACAUUUACAUCAACGCCCAGUUCAAAGAACUUGACCAGCAGGUGGCAUCAGUGGGCGGGGCUUCGGUGCUGCCGCUCACACGCAGAGAGGCCAGGACCUACAUCACACCACUGUCAUUUCGCCUGUCGUACAAGGAGCGGCGGGCCGUGCUGGUGGGCGUGGCCUCCGUCCUUAAACACCUGACCAUCGGCGGCCUGCUUGUCGGGCUGGACUUCCUCGUGUUCUGGAUCCUGGAUCAGGUGCACCACCAGGUGAAGAUGGAUGUGGUCGCCAGAGUUCCUGCCCAGGUGGUGAUCCAGGUAAACGGGUCGGGCUACGCCUCGGACAUCUUUAGGGACCUGGUGGCUUCGUUUGACAUCCUGCAGCGAGGGAACAUCACGGUGAUCAGCAGGAAGUGUCUGAUGGAGCCGUCGGAGCCCAGAUACAGCACCAGCCUGCUGCUCGGUUUCCUGUUGGGUCUGGCUCUGAUUGUCUCUCUGACCGGAGGAUUCGUGCAGCGCCUCAGACGCGUCAUCUGUGCAUCUUAUUAUCCAGAGCGAGAGCAGGAAAGGAUCCGGUUCCUCCAGCAGAAGAUCCUGAAGGAGCGGAGGUCAGUGGGGCGAGCCCUGUGGAGGUCUGCGAUCAGACACCUAGCGGACCGAGAUGGAGGCGGCGAAGGCUUCAUUCAGGCGCUGAUGAAGAGGACACCAGGAGGACGCUUUUUGUCCCGCCUACUGGACCGGACCUCUUCUCUCACCUGUCUGGGCUGCGGUGAGGCUGUGAGGAAGAAGGACGAUGACACCAUUGUCUGUAACGUCCGGCGGUGUUCAGGCGUGUUCUGUCGGCCAUGUUUCCUCAGCCUGGGGAACGUCUGCAUCGUCUGCACGCGACCUCUGACCUUCCUGGAAGACGUGGAGGAGGAGCUAGACUCCAGUGACGAUGAGCAGCUGGAUCUUUGCUCCGCCGCCCAGAACCCGCCCCCCCUGGCUGACCAGGACCGUAAGGAACCUUCUGGCAGCAGCGACCCGAUGGUACCGAGCGAUCGCAGCAGGGUUGGUAGCUCUCGCUCUGACUCUGGGCUCAGUGAAGCAAACGUGACCCAAAGGAGCCAGACCAGCUCCUCUAGUUCUGACAGCGGCGCCUCCUUUCACUCCGCCCUCUCAGAGCAAACCUUCUACCAGCAGGAGAUGGAGCUGGCUGAGGUCUGCGCUCACACUGCAGAUCAUCAUGGCGACCAGCAGGCGGCUCCAGGACCUUCCAGGACCUUCCAUGACCUACUGAAAUGUCUGAAGCUGAAAACAGUUUGUCCCUGAUGAUAAUAAAAUCAGUUAAACCUUGAUUGAAGCUCCAUGUCUCUAGAACCUGUAGAGGAACCUGGUUUCCCAAACGUCCUCAGAGUUCCUCAGGCCGCCGACGGCGACCCAGAU